CUACCCCUCCAACCCCACCUCUCUAUAAUCAGGAGCUGGAGAGCGCAUCGUGCUUGACCGCACUGAGAAACAGCAACCUGAAAGCUGCUUGUGGAAAUACUUGAUCAAGUCCUUCACCGACCCUGUGGUGCCCUUUCUCUUGAUUUCCUCUAUCGUUUUUCUCCAGCACAAACCAAGAUGGCACCUCCAACGCCUCUCAGCAUCGCAACCCAAUCGGUCAACCGCCUGGUCAGGGAAGAGGCCUACUACCACAAGGAGCAGGCCAACCAAGAGAAGCGCAUCAAGAAACUGCAGGAGGACAUCGAAGCCAAUAGCCCAGACCUGGACAGCAACGCGGAGUAUAUUCUCAAGCAGGAGCGAACGGCCCUUGAAGAGACCAAAGCUGUGUUUGGACCCCUGCAACAGCGCAUCGCGGACGCUGUGCAGAAGCUCGAGGAACAGCUCGCCAUUUCGGAGAGCGAUGGAACUGCGUCAGAGGAGGAGCUGAAGAAGGCUAGGGAGGCGAUCGAGUCUGGGCAGAAGCUCGUUGAGGAGGCAGGGGCGCAGUAAACAGGUUGUAUUAAUUGCCUAGAGGUUACGGAGAUAGCAUGUUUUGUACCAGAGGCAGUGACCCUAUCAUCAAGCACGAAGUCGCUUCCUUGUGAUUUGUUAGGUACCAGCCGCCAGUCCGCCUCCAUCCUAGACUGUGAACUAACUCGUAUCCAUCGUGUCGGUCUGGCCAUCAACCACUAUCUGCGGCGUGUCAUCAGCCGGAGGGGGUGUCAGCGGGCUAUCAGCCCCUGAUUCAUCGGCCUUGGUCUCGCCCAUUUCCACGUCCUCUCCCUCCUCCACCUCGUCUUGCUCCGCCUUGGCUUCUCUGUCAACGGAGCCUUCGCGACUCUCUGCCUGGCUGCCAGUCUGCGAGAAGCUUCCAACAAUAUCCGAUCUUGGCUUGAGGAA
Molecule: messenger RNA, 939 nt
Organism: Canariomyces notabilis
Lineage: Eukaryota; Fungi; Ascomycota; Sordariomycetes; Sordariales; Chaetomiaceae
Product: tubulin binding cofactor A
Exons: 2
Coding region: 178-549 (123 amino acids)
Biological process (GO): tubulin complex assembly; post-chaperonin tubulin folding pathway
Cellular component (GO): microtubule cytoskeleton; cytosol
Molecular function (GO): beta-tubulin binding
Source: RefSeq, a predicted model, not a curated record